Messenger RNA from Spodoptera littoralis (African cotton leafworm), 4287 nucleotides. NCBI's taxonomy places the organism in Eukaryota, Metazoa, Arthropoda, Insecta, Lepidoptera, Noctuidae. The record is from the annotation of a GenBank genome assembly.
AUGCCCUCCGUGAUGUUGUCCGCGGUGCUUGAAGAGGAGCCCGAUCUGUAUGAGGCGUUCCCCCCUCAUGUUGACCCCACCGGUAUCACAAUCCUCACUGAUAGUCCACCAGGCAAAAAAGCGCCCCUCAAAACAUUCGAGGAGAUCCAGCCCCUCAUCCAACAGGGCCGCAAGCGCGAGCUCAAGCUACUCAUCAGAGAAAACUCCUGGCCAAUCAACAGCCCCGUCCGCGCCUCCCUCUGGCCAGCUCUCUGCAGACAACAUCAACAUGGAAAGUCUAUGCUCGAUGGAUUCUACUGGGACAUGGUUACACAGGUGUUCGGCACAGUUGAGUUGCCGGACAAGCCGAUCAUGUUGCCGCCUUUCGUGGAGGCGACCCACUGCCUCGGCUACCAUCUGACUCGCAAGGGUCGGGCGGUCGCCGACAGGGUUGUCUCCGUCCUUGGGUACGCCUGCCCCGACAUCACGUACAGUCCUAGCCUGUACCCUAUCACCGCUGCGUUAUUGCACUUCAUGCCUGAGGAAGAAUGCUACCACUGCAUGGCGAGCUUGGUGGCGUCCAAGGAAAAGAUGUUCAUCACACAAACGAAACUACUCAACGAAGUUACAUGGAAGACUGUUAUGCAGAUCGCUAAGAAACAUGCCAAGUCGGCGGCGCAGCACCUGUCGCGGCUGUCUGGCGCGAUCGGUCCUGAACGGAUCUACGCUGACUGGCAAUGGUGGAUCCUCGCCGCGCUGCCCUUCCCCCACCUCGUGAGGGUGCUCGACUGCUUCUUCCAUGAGGGGAUCAAGGUAUUCUACAGGGUGGCGCUAGCGAUCCUCAUCCUAUUCAACAAGCAUGCUUCGAACCAGAGCUCUGACUGGUACGCUGAAGCCACGAAGAAUGGCGUCGACCACGCCAUUGACAAGUUCUGCAGGAAUAUGCCCGCAUCGCCCACUAAACUACUCCGGACCGCCUUCAGCAUAAGGGCGUUAAGUUCACAGUACAUAUCCCGGGUGUUCAUCAAGACAGAAAUGACGCUCAAGUCCAAACAAGUUAUCACCGGAUCCCGCCUCGUCCGCUCCAGGUCAUCGGACAACCUUCCCACCAGCCAAUCACAAGUCAACAUUCAAAUGAUGUCACAUACUCUUACAAUCCGCGAAGGCUCACAUUCGCCGGGCCCGCGCGCCCUAUCGAUGGGCGUAUUCCCAAUCCAAGCCAUAAGGUCGCAGAUUCUAGACCAGAGUGAAGUAUUCGGUGCGUAUUGUUCAACAAGAUGGUUCGAACGCAACCAAAAGGAUGAGCGCGGUAACCGACAGGCUUACUUCGGCACCGGAGAGACAUUCCUCUUUAGCCUUUAUCCGGAGCGCGCAAAGUACCCCUGGGUGGGUUGCACGACGGGAGCCGAUGGGAAGGGCGAGGAACGGGUCGCUCAUGGCUCAGAACUCUUCAUGGCAGCAGACUCGAAGAUGAUCACCAUCGGCGGAGGUGACGGCCAAGCGAUCUGGAUGGACGAAAACAUAAGGUUCGGCAAGACUGACCGCUGCUCGACCUUCAACAACCCGCCGCUGUGCCCGAGCGGGGACUUCGAGAUCAGAGUCCUCGAGGUGUACGGCUUCUCGGGGGCGUAAACCCCCCACUUGAAUAAUCUCGAUAUCACCAUAGUUUCAUGUCCCCCGUGUGAUAAAUGUUGUGAUCGCUUCACUCCGCUGAAGCGCUACGUACGAGUGCGUGCCGGUCGAGGUUAUCAAUAGAUCCCCAGGGAUUUCAUCCGCCAUUAUCUCGCCAAUCCUCACACACUUCUGUGGACUCGUGGCGCCAGUGCCACGCACUGGGUACCCGGUACCCACCCUCAACAUAUUUCAGAGGAAAUCCCCCACGAAGCGAUGUAUUGAUCACCCUUUGCCGAUAUAACAGACUGUGUAGAUGUAUUCCUAAUAUUUAUUCUACAAGUUAAUCUCGGUGUGGACCCCGUAGCUGUCCUUUUCUAUUCAAAGCUGUCCGUUUAAGACAACGAAGACGGGGAAUGUAGGUUGUUUAAAUAUUUACUCGUGUUUAGAAUGUGUAAGUACAAAAAUUUUGAAUGUAUCGUACCUACUCUUGAUGGAUUAAAUAAUACGCUUAUUAUGAAAGCAAUAUGUAUCAGUGGGGCGCAGCCGUGCGGUGGGAACGUUCGGGGACUCGGGCGAUGCGAACAUUCCAGUGACUCGAUUCAUAACAUCGUUCUCUCAUUGCGACGACUCAGCCUAGUCGUACGACACGUACGAUCUAAUUCGGUCCAAGCAACAGUAUUUCGGUAUCGUAUUGUAUGUUCAUUAUUGCUUGUUAGGAUUUAUACUCGCUGAAAUUUUGUCGUUGCUCACAAAAAUGUACCAAAGAGUUUAUCUUGUAAUGAAUUUAUUUGUGACUCGAUGCUUCGUCAUAGAAUCACGGCGAUGUCGCACUACAUACGAACGAUAUGGUCGCGACCGCAGACGCUCAGCUAACUUGUAGCUUGCGAACAAAUAUAGUAUAUCAGUGCUAAUAUCGCAAACAAUUUCGCUCCUAUUACGAAGACGGAAGGUUCAUCUCUCACUGCCAUCGUUCGCAGUCAAAAUAGUAUUAUUUAUUAUGUAUUUCAAUGGUGAUGUGCCAAAAUCGGACCAUAUAACGAAUUGGCUUUACUAUGAACUCCGGGUACCAAUCUGGAUUAAUUUCUUUUAUACAUAAAAUUUAUGUAAAAGUGAUUUUACAUUUAUUGUAUAUGUUUAUUAACGAAACGUAAGUGGAUUAGUUUAUUUUUGUUUUAUCGAAAAUGUGUCGAAAUUAUUUUAGUUAAUCGGUUUGAGUUCGUCUGUCGGAACGUGGUUGUUGUGUUGAAGUUAAUUGAUGUGCUACUAACAGUUAGUAGUAGUGCCGUUGAUAUUAAGUUUGAUAAGUGUUUAACUAGGGCGAGGGGAUUGUUGACGGUGUUGGUUUCGACAGAUGGACUUCAGACACUCGUGAAGCAAUGCAGGCGACGUGUAGGUACAGUAGGGAACGAUAGAAAUGUGCAAACAUAUCCCUCACGGUACAAAGGGGUACAACGUGCGUUCGUGUCACCCGCGGCUUAUUCCGCUACGGUUUAUUUGUAAAUAUUAUUUUAUGCAGUCCCCUAACUACCGGACCAUGCUCGACCAACGCUUUACAGUUUAAUCGCCUCACGAGGCCCGGACGGAUUGUUAUGUAAAAAUGUUCACAUGUACCUGAGUAAUGUGUUUAUAUAUUAUGUGAAGUUGUGAAUGUCGUUAAGUAUUGUAGCCCAUACACAAAUAUUAUAUCGUUUGGUUAAUAUAGACAUUCUAACUUUUUGAAUAUUUAUAAGGUAUUUGAUUUAGAGGACGUUAGUUUAGUAUAGAGAUUUGAGCGACCCGGUGCGUGGUCUGUUCAAUUUAAUACGCGAAGUUGCCUCUUGAGCAUAGUACAGCUCUAUAGUAUUUAAGAAUGAAGUUAAACUCAACAUAACAAGAUGACAUUAUGGUUCCGAUUAAACUGCAAGGGUGGUCCAUAACUCGGCAUGGUCGCUACUUAGUGGGCUGUGCGUAGCGAUGGGUUUCGUCAUGGUACUACAUGCUAUAUGUUAUUCAGAAGCCUAAGACUCGUUUUAAAUUCAAAUUAUUUAUGUAACUUAUUAUUAGGUAACAUGUAACGUUUAUAUUGUAUGUUAUGAAGCGUCUCUCUGCGGCCGACGGACUCACGGUCACAUGUUUUUGUUUUUAUUUUAUGAAGUUAAGGAGAUCAAAGUGUUCGGUCUGCGCAGUCGAGGGCGGCACUAACUGUUUGUAUGCGGUCCUCGCCUGCACGGCUGUGUCGAUAUAUUUAUGUUAUGUACUAAGGUCGCCCGCACAGAGACGACACUCGCGAUAUGUUGCUGUUAGCCAAUUGUCGUUCAUCAGUGUAAAGUCUAGUCUUUAUCCUGUUUUUAUUAUCUCUAACGAUAUAAUAUUAUGUAAACUAUAUACAAAUUGAUAUUUAAAAAAAAGUUCGUGCGUUUUUUGCUCCAUUAUGGAGCGCGUAGGCUCGUGGUUAGUUAGUAUAUAAGUACAUUUAAUAUAUGUAAAUUUAUUAAUCUCCUUUUUCCUUUUCAGUAUUGUGUCGUUUUUUUAUGUGAGGAGCAUAUCAUUGUGUGACAUGAAUGUGAGGCGUGGAUGUAGAGAGCUUUGUUUUGUUACUAUGUACUGUUACAUUCGAAUAUUUUAGCCCGCCGCGCACGCGACGGUCUCAAACUCGUUUAUGGUAAUGUAAAUGUUGCUUCAUAAUGUGUAAAAAAAUAUAUAAUCCUAUAUACA